AAAAGACUAUAGCCAUGAUUAUCUUCAUCAUCUCCUUCAAUGCACAAGAGAGUAUCUUUCUUCGCUACACACUUUUAUGCAUUUUAUACUUGAACAUCCAAACGAGUGCUUAUCAACACUAUAUCUUCGCUACAGGUAGGCAUGAACUCAUGAAUCCAAGCUCAUGGGAAAUAUUCGAGAUAAACCUUGGGAGCAGUGGCUUGGUAGGCAUGGAUGGGUGGGCGUUGCCCAUCUGGCGAAGCAAGGUAGUUGUGCCAGCCAAGUUUGGUACUGGCAAUGUUGCCCAACUUCGCCAGAAAGGGCUAGGUGGCAAAAACAUGAGAGUGAACCUGAUUCUUGAAACAGUACCUUUUGAUGCUAACCAAGAACUUGAAAUCUCGUGGAAAAUCAACCAGAAGAUGUUAUUUGAGUCUCCGUCAACUGUCAACCACUAUAUUCAAUGCAAAAAUCCUAGGAACUUUAUCAAGAUCUUGCACAGAGGUUGUUUUGCCAGUUGCACUCAAGUGGUUGUCCAGAAAGAAGAAUUUCGAGCACACUGUCACGGACCGCGAGCUCGAACGCCGAAGAAAAGGGUCCCAACGCCAGGGUCGCGGUGCAACGUCGCGAACUCGAUGGCCUGGCGUGCUCGCACCGAGCGUCUUGAUGGCACGGCCGUAAGCAGCCUAGUUACAUGGAGGAGGAUCGUGACGAUGGCAAGCCAGAGGGUUGAGGCUAGCAAAGUUGCAGAGGUUCUAGAGGAGAGGGGUUGUCGGGAGACCCGUGGGGACGCUUGGAAGAAGAGAAGGUCCAAGGCAUUGUCGCCAGCAUCGCGGGAUGCAUUUACAGCCUAUGAGAGGAGGCUGGCCAAGCUCGAGCUAGCCAUGGGUGAUGUCCAUGAGCAGCUAGACACUCUUGAUUAUCAAAUGGAAGAGCAUGACGAUAGGGGCGGUGUUGACGACCACUUGAGAUUUUUUCAAAAUAAAUUGAAAAAUCAAGUGUGAAAUAUAUAAGAAAAAGGGAGUCGCCAC
Rubroshorea leprosula is the source of this 1007-nucleotide messenger RNA. Lineage: Eukaryota; Viridiplantae; Streptophyta; Magnoliopsida; Malvales; Dipterocarpaceae. The record is from the annotation of a GenBank genome assembly.